Messenger RNA from Setaria italica (foxtail millet), 939 nucleotides. Its product is annotated as putative disease resistance protein RGA3. The record is from RefSeq and is a predicted model, not a curated record. NCBI's taxonomy places the organism in Eukaryota, Viridiplantae, Streptophyta, Magnoliopsida, Poales, Poaceae.
AUCAACUUUUUGUUGCAAGCGCAGGAUCCUGGUGCCAAGAGUCAUGGAGUUCUGCCUAUCAUUGGCCCACAAAAAGUUGGAAAGAGCACUCUGGUGGAGCAUGUUUCCAUUGAUCAAAGGGUGCGUAGUUACCUCUCACAAAUUAUGUUCAUUAGUGGAGAUGAUCUAAGAGGUGAACUCAUGAUGACACUUGGAGAUCGUCGCAUCAUCAAGUACGGCAACAAAGACUUGAUUAGAGGAAGGGUGUUGAUCAUCAUUAAACUGGAUGUGGAUAUAAAUGAGGAUUUGUGGAAAAGGUUGCUCUCAGCUUCAAGAAGUCUUGUACCUGGCAGUAAAUUCAUUAUCACAGAUAGAUCCAAAAAGAUUAUUAGAUUCGGGACCACACUACCACUCAGAUAACAGUUCUUUACUCAGAGUCCAGAAGCCUUCUGGUACUUCUUCAAGGUGCGUAUGUUCGGAUGCAUGGACGUGGUCGAGCACCCAAAACUGGCAUCUGUAGCUAUGGACAUGGCCAUGGAGUUGAAUGGGUACUUGAUGUGUUUUAAUUUCAUCUCUGAAAUUCUGAAAUCAAACAUUGACGCUCAUUUCUGGAGCCUGACUCUUGCGAUCUGCAGACACUUCAAGCAGAAGAAUCCAUUUGUGUGUGAUCCACCAAAUCAGAUUGAUCCUUGGGCACUGACCAGACCAAUACUUAGCCCAACAACAAACAGAAUAUCUCCUGGGAACAUUUUAAUAAUUGACAUGUAUCAGACUGCCUCUGCUCAAAGUGGAGCUCAUUUCCUUGAAGCAUCCACUCGGAGUGAUAGCACAGCUCCAAAAAUGACCGUGAAAGAUCUGAUGUUUGGCAUGCUAAACCUCAGCUUGCUGCUUUUGCAUGGAAAUCUCACAUUCGACCUGUUUAAAUGUGAGCUAAAGGAUGCCACAGAGAGUAGCAUUUAG